AGUAGGUCGGGGGAAGCCGCCGGAAAGCGGAGCGGGUUUUUAAAGGAGGGGAAGAAUAACGAUUGUUCGGACCUCCCCGGGAUCCGAGGCUCAGGAGAGGCCGAGGCCGAGACUGAGACUGAGGCCUGGACGGCGGGAGGCUCACUGACCACCACCCGCCCCCCCCCCCCCCCCACCCCGGCUCGGAGAUGGACGGCCCCCCCGAGAUGACCGAGAUGUACGACCAGGCGCUGCUGGGCAUCCUGCAGCACGUCGGCAAGAUCGAGAACUUUCUGGAGGUUUUCUUCGGGUUCCUGUACAGGAAGACCGACUUUUUCCGCCUGAUGGUGCUGAGGGAGGACAGGCUGGGGUUCCCGCCCGGGGUGGCCGAGAAACUGGCCCUGAGGGCUUUCAAGAAGUUUGAACGAUAUUCCAUUGAAGAUAAUGAGAAACGGGUGAAAGAGCUGGAGAAGAAACUGAAGAACAGGAAAAUGGAAGAAGAGAAGGCAUGUGUCCCACUCCCUGGCCAGGAGGUGGAGAUUGAGUCAGCAGCAGAGGAGCAACCUGAAGCAGAGGCGGCUGGACAGAACACAGUGAGCACAGAGAGAGAUGACCAAGAGACGGUGGCAGAUUUGCAGCAGCCCGCAGCUAAUGAUAAACAGCUAGAGGGCACCGUUGCUGCACCAGUUGUGAAACAGGAGCAUUUUGAGCCUUCCAAGAAAAGUGAGGAAAAUUCUGACAGCUACAAUGGGGCUGUGAGGGACAACUACACUUGGUCCCAGGAUUACACUGACCUGGAAGUGAAGGUGCCAGUGUCCAAGGCGAUUGUGAAAGGAAAACAGGUUUCUGUAGACAUACAGAGCAACUGGCUACGUGUGGCUGUGUUUGAAGGAAGCGGGAAACAAGUCAUAGUCGAUGGAAAGCUGACGCAUAAAAUCAACACCGAAAACUCCAUGUGGAGCUUAGAACCAGGGUGCUGCAUCUUGAUUAACCUGAAUAAAAAUGGGGAAUACUGGUGGAAUGCAAUUCUAGAAGGUGAAGAGACUAUAGACAUAGACAAGAUAAACAAAGAACGGUCAAUGGCAACGGUGGAUGAGGAGGAGCAUGCAGUGCUGGACAGACUAACCUUUGAUUAUCAUCAGAAAAUGCAGGGCAAACCACAGAGUCAUGAAACGAAAGUGCACGAGAUGUUGAAGAAAGGCUGGGAUGCUGAAGGUUCACCAUUUAAAGGGCAGACGUUUGACCCAUCUCUGUUUAACAUUUCUCCUGGAGCAGUGCAGUUCUAAUUUCUCCAGCCACAGAAGGCACACACCUGACCCCGAACGUUACCGAAGAUUAGCACAAAUCAUGGAUUGUACUUUCCACUCGAAUAAUAAGAGACUUUCUCUGAGCUUCGAGUGAAGUCAUUGCAAAGAAUGAGUUGCCAAGAUAGUGUAUUUAUUUCAAUUCAUUCUUGUUUUUGUUCACCUUUAGCAUAUUUUAGGCUUUUCUGAGAAAUGAUUUGCUGUCUCAUUUUGAGCAAUUUCUCCAAUUCUUGAUUGAAAGUGCUUUCUGGUGAGUAGUAAAAAUUGUUUGAAACUGUUCUUAUCCUUUGCCUGAAAGAACUGAUAUUUAUAUUCUACUUGUGGUUUUGAAAUUAAACAAUAAAAACAUUUGUGGGUGAACACUACAACUAUCCAGUCAACCUUGAUUUGAAUUUGUGAGUUGGAAGUAUUUUUUUGGAAGGGCUUGUGACAGAAAUGGAGCAUUUUUGUCUAGAUUUGACUUAGUGGAGGUUUAUUUAAUCUAUUCACAUUACAUAAGGAGUUCAAACCCAUCUGCAAUUAAAACAAUGCCCCCAGCCUAACUCAAUAAAAGUGUUCUAAAGUUUUGAUCUGUCGAGUCUGAGCCAGUUUGUUUGAGGGAGCAAGCAGCCACAUAUAAACAAUUUGUGUGAUUUGGUUUCCAUGUAUGACUAUAAUUACCUUUUAAAUUAACCUGACAAAUAUUUAAAUACAAUAAACUCAAGCAGCUAGUUGUGAAUUAUUUCAGAACAAUUCUUGUGAAUGUGUCAGUUCUGAAUAGAUCAAGUAUUGUAUCAGGUAUUGAUCAAAUGAUUGCAUUGAAUGGUGGAGCAGACUCUUGGGACGCUAUGGUCGUCUCCUGCUCCUUUUUCUUAUUCAUAAGUCAUUGGCCUCUGCAGCUGGAAGUAUACAAUAGUAUAAUGAUGUACAAGAAAAUUAUUCAGCAUAGUUAUUACUUUUACCUUUUUAAGGGGUUGUUCAUAAUAUCUAUAUUGAAAAUAUGUGUUACAGCUAUACAUUUGUUCACUAUUCCUUAAAUUCUCUUGUGAAUUAAAGUGUAAAGGAGAUCUGAAGUUGCAAUGCUUUGGUGCUUUUCAAAACAUAUGAAAGUUCCAGUGGAGGCACGGGAUCAAUCCAAAACUGAUGCAAUUUACAGUAAGCUUUCCUACUUAUUAUCUGAGGCUUGUAAUCAGAAAAUUCAUUUAAUUUCAGGACCAGUGAAAACACCCUGGAUACUUCGAUAAGGUCAGAGUUACUUGAGAAUUUAACUCAAAUUAACAGGAGCUAAAUUAUCCAAACUAAGCAAGGUAGUAAAGAUCCAAAACACCAAAUAACACAAAAAGAUGGUACAUGAUAAAGGAGGGUGAGAUGUUGUGCAGAAGAGUCUGCAGUAACCCAAAGGCAAAAAUUGGCUUAAAAACCCAUUAAUUAGAUCAUACCUACCACACCUCAUGAAUGUUUUGUAUUUUCUUCGUCAGAUUGAGACUGAUAUACUGCCAGAGACAGCUACACCAAAUAACAAAGGCCCAAUUGAAUUGGCUGGACAGAUCCAUUGCCUAGUAGAAACAAUUGGUUAUGACAGACAGAGACCUAUGACCCCUGAGUUCCCCAAACACAAAUAUUUUGUGACCCCUUUGUAGAGCCCCUGCUUCUUUUGAAUGGACACUGGAGGUAGUUAUCAUGUUAUCCAUGUGUGACUGACCUGACACAAUCCUAUACAAGUUGGUGUGAUUAUUUUAUUUAAAGCUUCCCUAACAGGAAGAAUCAAACUCAUUCAAUUUUACACUUUAAUUUUGAAGGCUCUGCUCCUUCCUCAGGUUGCACAGGUGAUGAAACUCCUUUGGGAUCUUACUCAACUGGCAUUUUCUCCGUGCAUGAGCUCACACAGUGAGUUCAAGCUAAUUGGCAUAGCAAGGCAUCACAACCAAACCUAAUGUUAUCUUCACUUGGUGUUUCCACCAGGGAUCAGUGGGUGGUGAUAAGGAACCUUGGCUGAUUUUUUUCUUUUAACCUCUUGCCCUUCUUGAAACAAGAUAUUUUUGAGGCUGGGUUUAGCACCUUGUCUUCUUCCCAGACUGGGAUUAACUAAGUCAGCAUGAACGAGUUAAAACUUGGAUCUUUCUGAAUUAAAUUGCUUGAAAGCCCAUCUUACCAGGACCUGAAAGAUUGGAUUUGUGAGUUUCAGUUUUAGUUCUCCUUAAUAAAACAGAGUGCCUACAGAGCACAUGACUAGAACAUAGCUGCAUUGUAUUAGCAAAGUUUGCCUUGAUCCUGAAUGCACUUGCAAAAUGCUCUCAUUUAGUUAUUGAAUGGUUAGAACACAGACUAAAUACAAUUGCCAGGUUAUAUAAAUGAGGUUACAACUUUAAAAGAAAAUUGAUUUAACAGAUAUGGCAUUGUGAGAGAGAUGUGAUUACAAAAAAAUACCUUUGAACAAUAUGUUCAGUCGCUGUGUGCUUAGGUUUACCCAGUGAUCUGGGAAACUGUCAGCAUUUCUCAAAUGCAACCUGUAAGAGGUGUGUCAUAGAAUGUUAUGAAUCAACUAUUCUGUAAAUAUAGUAUGGGUUGAGUUGUCUACCCUGAUGCAGAAUCAAUGAAGCAUGCAACAUUGUCACUGGUAAUUACGUGGUGAAAAUCCAAUUAAACUCACGCAAGACAAAA
Carcharodon carcharias (great white shark) is the source of this 3923-nucleotide messenger RNA. It is a transcript of the gene nudcd3, whose product is annotated as NudC domain containing 3. Bases 189 to 1265 code for a protein of 358 amino acids. Gene Ontology annotation, cellular component: cytoplasm. The transcript has 6 exons. Gene Ontology annotation, biological process: protein folding. The record is from RefSeq and is a predicted model, not a curated record. Lineage: Eukaryota; Metazoa; Chordata; Chondrichthyes; Lamniformes; Lamnidae.